Messenger RNA from Spirometra erinaceieuropaei, 932 nucleotides. NCBI's taxonomy places the organism in Eukaryota, Metazoa, Platyhelminthes, Cestoda, Diphyllobothriidea, Diphyllobothriidae. The record is from the annotation of a GenBank genome assembly.
AUGGAUCUUCGCGUCGACAUCGUCGAGACGAGGCUCUGCCUGGACCAUCGUAGGCGGCCACCAGGUAAGUUUCCCCUCAGGUAAGUGCGCUUGCUUUGUUUCUUCCUUUGUUUGUUGAUGUUCCGCGUCGUACGCUGCGCUUGCUGCCUGCCCUUUAUAUGCUAGUCUGUCUGUCAAUAGCUAAAAGACACCCACGAUGCCUGCUGCAAUUGCCUGUCCGUCAGUCUAUGCCACUCUCUACUAAUAGCUAGGUGUUACGGUGCUUGAGUUUGUGUGGUGCCCUCACUUUGUCUCUGACUGAUGACUGUGUCCGCUUGUCCACUCUAGUUCUAAGUCCCAUAGCGUUAGUUAGUGUGUAUGCUCUCUCCUACUUCACUCCAUCACAUCAUCACCUCACCACCAAGGUCCCAGGCUAAUUCGGGUCGUUCUCUCACUAACAAAAAGUCGUGGCCCAUAGUGGAGUCCGGCAGCCGUCUGGGAUAACCGGGCAGCCCUGUUCAGGGAUGCGUUGCCUGCCCCCGCGAGGGGGAGGGGGCUAGAAAAGGUGCCCUAAAGAUCGCUGGGAACCACGCUGUCUGUAGGCUGGCCGUGGCCGCAGACAAAAAACACACGGUCGAAACAGCCAAAACCGAUACAACAACAACAACCGCUCUCUUCCUCUUCCAGCCUAUUCUUCUUCUUCUCCUACUCCUACUUUUCGCCGCCGCAGUCGCCAGACUGGCAGGGUGAGCCCGCUCACUCUGGCAGCCUGGAAUGUUCGUUCCCUUUUAGACAAUCCGAGGAGCAACCGACCGGAACGGAGGACGGCGCUAGUGGCACGAGAACUGGCGCGCUACAAGGUGGACAUCGCCGCACUCAGCGAGACCCGAUUCUCCGAACAAGGCCAACUGGAGGAGGUGGGUGCCGGCUAUACCUUCUUCUGGAGUGGUUGA